Xyrauchen texanus (razorback sucker) is the source of this 8188-nucleotide messenger RNA. It is a transcript of the gene atxn7l1, whose product is annotated as ataxin 7-like 1. Bases 325 to 2295 code for a protein of 656 amino acids. The transcript has 10 exons. NCBI's taxonomy places the organism in Eukaryota, Metazoa, Chordata, Actinopteri, Cypriniformes, Catostomidae. The record is from RefSeq and is a predicted model, not a curated record.
UGUCGUCUCCUUCACUUCCAACCCUGUCUUCCCCUGCCGCCCCCCCUAAUAACCGCCCAUCUGCAGCUGCGUGGGCUGCGAGAGUGUAACGCAGGGGUCAACAACUCGCAGCUAUUCAGCUCGUAACACUACAGCCCAGAAAGAGAGAGUGGAAUGCCUGAAGCCAUAGAGGAGGCAUGCUGCUGUCUUGUGUUUUUCUCGCCUUCUCUUUCGCGUUCUGUUUUUUUACAAGUCUCCCUUCAACCGUUACAGAACAGACAGGCAGGGUAGUUGGGGAACAGAACAGUGAGUAAAGUGGAGCGGACCCCACCGCAACCCAAAGCCAUGCAUAGCAAGAACCAGAGGAGACACUGUUCGCCCAGCAGCUCCAGAACCCCUUUGGUUCCUGUCAAGGGUGAGAUGUCUGUGGGUCAGAGUGAAGUGGAGCCGCUGCCCUUCCGGAUCCCACGUGAUUAUCCCCACUCCCGCUUCAGCAAGGCACCGCUGGCCGUCUAUCCGCCCAAGGGAGCACGAGCAAAGGCCUGUGUUUCCUUACCUGUGGUCAGUCUGGAGAAGAUGCCGUGCUUCAACAGAUCGGAGAGUUCGCACAUCAAAGUCAGCUCCACAUCUCCCUCGGCAGGUUCUUCCCUUUCGUUCUCUUUUUCCACUUCCUCGUCUUCUUCUCCAUCGUCUGCUCCUCUCAAAUCCUCCAUGACAUCACCAGCAUCACACAAGAGCCAGGAGAAAACUGUUAACGGUCGUGGUCCUGUGACUCCUCGCUCCACCACGCCUCCUUCACUGAUUGACAGGCGGCCCAGCCCGUCACGGUCACCCUUGGAGAAACGAGCCGCCCCCAUUCCCUCACAGGAGAGGAGACCUGCAGCCUCCACGUCUCCGUCCUUAUUGGGCAGGAGGCCAACAGUCCAGCCCUCUUCCCCAGACAGGAAAAUUCAGAAUGGAGCCAAAGGCGGGAGACACAGGAGAGUAUCAGGGAGAGUCUUUGAUCCUAAUAAACACUGUGGAGUUUUGGACCCAGAAACAAAACGGCCUUGCACUCGUUCUUUAACCUGUAAGACUCACUCUCUGACCAAUCGGCGAGCGGUUCCAGGACGGAAGAAUGAUUUUAACAUUCUUCUAGCUGAGCACAAGGGACGGGCGAAGGAGAAGGACGCGGGGCAAAAGAAGGACGUUCAAGCCAGCAGCCAAUCAGUGCAGAUGACACAGUCACAUGACACUGCACCCAGCCUAUCCACAAGCUGUUCAAACAGCAAGGCCACUCCCACUCUGAAACUGCGGCUGGCCAAUUCUCACAUACACAGAGUGUCUGGUAGUGGCGCAGUGGUUCUCAGCUCGACACCCAUACCCCCUCCUCCUGAAUCCGCACCCAGCUGGCAGAGAUGCAGCGCAGACGCCCGUCUGUCCAGCGACGAGGGGGAGACAGAUCUACCUGAGGACUUGGAGAAGCCGCCGUGGCAAUACUCAACACAUCACCCGCGACCCAUUAAUUGUUGUGCGUUCAGCAGUCGGUUGAUGGGGAGAGGUCACUACGUGUUCGACAGACGGUGGGACCGGGUAAGGCUGGCGCUCCACUGCAUGGUGGAAAAACACGUCAACUCUCUGAUGUGGAGGAAAGUCCCCUUGGCUGUGGAGAGCAGGACAAGUGCUUCACCCUGCCCGUCUGAAGUGUCUCCACUUGGCUCACCGUUUCUCCCCAACCACACAAUCACGGCUCCUCUGGACGGGGUGUCUGUGCUCUCCUACUCCUCCACUUUACAGCACAACGGCGCGGGGGUGUUCUGUAUCAGGGACCCCGAACCGGGCCCCAAACUGCAGCGAACAAAACCAGCCAAGCCGCUCAAAGUCUCAGCGGAAGGACCAGGACCUAAAAAACGGAAACCGCCCCUCAACUGUGAAUCCGGGGCUUACCGGAAAAACAGUGGAAACAGCUACCAUCUGCCACUGGGUGCAGCAAACAUCAAUAACGGAACUGCGGCACUUAGCGUGCAGGCCAAGCCACGGCCCAGCGGACAAGGCCCAAGGGACCAGGACAGGUACGGUGGUGUGGAUUUGUCUCUCCCUCAAGCGCUCACUGGGGAUCACGGGGCCAUCUCAUCACAGAGUCCCCUGCCAUACGGCUCAUCUGAUGGGAGGAAACGCAAGAGUUCUGUCUGGAGUGUGGGCAGCGACAAACCCAGUAAAACCACCAAAUCGGCAGCACUGGACGCACUUUUGAGGAAAAGCAGCAGCAGUCUGUUGUCGUCGGCCGCAGAAACACCCCACAGCACCCUCUCUAGACAACCCAAGGAACCUCACUGAUGCUGUGCGACAACUUUAGCAUAUCAUGUGUUGUUUUCGGGCUGUAGGACAACGGAGACUCCGAGCACUGUGUCUGUCCUGCCUUUAUUCCCCACGGCUGCCUCUCGACACUUCAGUUACAUCAUUUCCUUUCUCAUUUCCUAAAGAGCUUCUUCCAUACCGCAUCCCAUUAGAAACUACUCUUCUAUGAGUAUAACAGAUCCAUAGUUUCCUGUUAAAACAAAUGACAAUAUUUCACAAACUGCAGUUUCACACAAUUUCAGAUUGUCUUGUUCGUCACAAACACGUCUCAGACAUUCAGCGAUGCACGUAUGGAGUUUGGAAAUCGUUAGUUAGCGACAAUAUGGAGGAGAACCCUUCAGACUCAACCGUGUCUCUCUAAAGUGCACUUAACUUCACGCCUGAGGAGGAAAACAACGUUUCAACCAAGGGAAUAUUUUCAAGACGCUUUUUUUGGGGAAGCCGUAUUUUUUCAAGCGGAUGAAUUCAGGCUUUUGAGUGUUUCGUUUGAACAGAAAUACGAAGUCAGGACUCGCACCCCAAUUGUAAAGCAACUAAACCAGUGAUUAAUUUUGUUGAGUAAUUUAUGGUUCUUUAUUAAUUUUCUAACUGACCUAAAUAGCGCUUCACGUGUUAAGCAGAAGUAUAUUUGUAUGCCGUUUUAAAAGUUUAAAGUCUUAUAGAGACCCUGAUGUUGGAAAUCUGUACAUAUCUUUUAUUAUAAAUGUUUGUUUUUUUUGUAUUUAUUGUUAGCAUCUUUAAAGAGGUCAAAGUAUUGAGUGGUUUCUAUCGUCCUUUAGUCAUACGUACAGUAUAUUCAUAAGUCUACAGAUGGUUUGUUAUGAAAGGGCCUAGCUUCCUUAUGUACCUUUAAUUCUCUGAUGUAUUUUUUUAAAGGAAUACGAAGCGAAAUGAUGUUCCCACAGAAUCCCAGGAGCUUUCUAGAGGAAAAGUACAGUGGCGGUUUUGGCAAUCAGCACAGCUCUGUAGCCAGGAGGUUGCCAAUACUGUUUCAAUGGGGUCAUAACUUAAGUGUACCUUUUAACUUCUGAAAUUUAGACUUUCUCGAGGAGUUAAGAGAGAAAUGUUUGCUAUUGUUCAGCUGAGCAUGUAGCAAACAUUCUACAGAUCAGGAUUUUCAAACUCCUUGAUUUAUGGAAGUAUGGGAUAUAUGGACUUUACGAGGAGAAAUAAUCAUGUGUGGUUGCAUACUGUGCAAAUACGUUACGCUCUGUGAUCUCAAAAACCCAGCGUUUGUUUGCUGUGACAGCUUUUAGCCCCAUAAACAUUAUUAUUACCAUGUUGCCUUGCUGCCAAUGCAAAACUCUCUGUAGGUCAGCUACCAGCUAGAAACCAACCUCGGAUCCCUUUCACAUCACCGGUCAUGGGUGAAGUGCUUCCAUGUGGAGUUGGCGCUGGCGCUGUAAUGUUUAUUUAUGUGUAACAGCACCUCAUGCUUAAGGUUAGAGGUCAAGACAGCUGUGACAUAACCCCCCAAACUUUUGCCUUUUCCCAUUGCAUGUCAAUCCUUAGAUAUAUGAGGCCUAUUAUUCAAUAAAUUGUCAGAUAUGGUGGCAAGAAUAAGCCUUUAAACCCCUUUGAAUGAGCUGGUUUUCUGCAUUAAUUGGUCAUUAAAUGUGAUCUCAUCUUCAUAAAAGUCACAAGUAUAGACAAACCACAAUGUGCUUAAGCUAACAACACAAACAAGUAUAAUAUUUCAUGUCUUUAUUGAACACAUCCUAUUAAACAUUCAGAGUGCUGUGGAAAAAGUAAGUAAACCCUUUGAUUUAAUAACUGGUCGAUCCUCCUUUGGCUGCAAUAACCUCAACCAAGCAUUUUCGGUAGCUGCGGAUUAGACCUGCACAACGUUCAGAAGAUAUUUUGGACCAUUCUUUAUACAGAAGUGCUUCAGCUCACCUAAAAUCUCAGGAUGUCUCUUGAGGUCAUUCCACAGCAUCUCUAUUGGGUUAAGGUCUGGGCUCUGUCUGGGACACUUCACUUUUUGAAGCCAUUCUGUUGUGAAUUACUUCGAUGUUUAGGGUCAUUGUCCUGCUGCAUCACCCAACAUCUACUGAGCUUCAGCUGGCACACAGCAACCCUGACAUUAUCCUGUAGGAUGAUAUCUUGAUAAACUGUUGAUGGCAAGCAGUCCCAAAUCAUGAUGCACCCUCCAUCGUACUUCACCGUUGGGAUGCUGUUUUCAUGUUGGUAUGAGGUGCCGUUUUUACGCCCUACAUAGAGCUGCGUGUUCUUCCCAAACAAUUCAACCUUAGUUUCAUCAGUCCACACAAUAUUUUCCCAGUUGCAUUGUGGAGUGUCAAGGUGGUAUUUUGCAAGCAUCAUGUGCGCAGCGGGUUCCUCCGUGGUGUCCUGCCAUAGACAUCAUGCCUGUUUAAUGUUUUCCGUAUUGUAGACUCAUGAACAGAGAAGUUAACCAGUUCCAGUGAUUCCUUCAAGUCUUCAGCUGUCACUCUAGGGUUGUUUUUACCUCAUUGAGCUUUCUGCGUAGUGCCCUUUGGGUCAACUUUGCUUAACGGCCCCUUUUAGAGAGAGUACCUAUAGUACUAAAUCAACUAUCAUUUAUAGACAGUUUGUCUAACUGUGGACAGAUGAAUAUCUACACUCUUGGAGAUAACUUUGUAACCCUUUCCAGCUUUAUGCAAAGCAACAAUUCUUGAUCGUAGGUUCUGAGAUCUCUUUUUUGUGAUGCACGGUCCACGUCAUGCAUCUUCUGAAUAGCAAACUCAAAAUGUUUGAGUGCUUUUUAUAAGUUAAAGUAGCUCUAACCCACACCUCCAAUCUCGUUUCAUUAGUUGGACUCCAGGUUUGUCAACUUCUGACUCUAAUUAGCUUUUGUUGAUGUCAUUAGCCUUGGGGUUCACUUACUUUUUCCACAGCACUGUGAAUGUUAAUGGGAUAUGUUCAGUAAAAGAUAUUAAAUAUUAUAAUAGUUUGUGUGUUAGCCUAAGCGUAUUGUGUUUGCCUAUUCUUGUGACUUUGGUGAAGAUGAGAUCACAUUUUUUGACCAAUUACUGCAGAAAAACAGCUAUUUCCAAAGGGUUCACAUUACUUUUCUUGCCAUUGUGUUUAUAUAUAUAUAUAUAUAUAUAUAUAUACACACAAACACACACAGUUGAAGUCAGAAGUUUACAUACACCUUACCCAAAUACAUUUAAACUCACAAUUCACAAUUCCUGACAUUUAAUUGUAGAAAACAUUCCCUGUCUUUGGUCAGUUUGGAUCGCAACUUUAUUUUAAGAAUGUGAAAUGUCAGAAUAAUAGUAGAGAAUUAUUUAUUUCAGCUUUUAUUUCUUUCAUCACAUUCCCAGUGUGUCAGAAGUUUACAUACACUUUGUUAGUAUCUGGUAGCAUUGCCUUUGAAUUGUUUAAUUUGGUUCAAACAUUUUGGGUUGCCUUUCACAAGCUUCUCACAAUAAGUUGCUGGAAUUUUGUCCCAUUCCUCCAGACAGAACUGGUGUAACUGAGUCAAAUUUGUAGACCUCCUUGAUCGCACACGUUUUUUCUAUCAGAUUGAGUUCAGGGCUUUGUUAUGGCCACAACAAUACCUUGACUUUGUUGUCCUUAAGCCAUUUUGCCACAACUUUGGAGGUAUGCUUGGGGUCAUUGUCCAUUUGGAAGACCCAUUUGUGACUGAGCUUUAACUUCCUGGCUGAUGUCUUCAAUAUAUCCACAUAAUUUUCCUUCCUCAUGAUGUCAUCUAUUUUGUGAAGUGCACCAGUCCCUCCUGCAGCAAAGCACCCCCACAACAUGAUGCUGCCACCCCCCAUGCUUCACAGUUGGGAUGGUGUUCUUCAGCUUGUAACCCUCACCCUUUUUCCUCCAAACAUAACGAUGGUCAUUAUGGCCAAACAGUUACAUUUUUGUUUCAUCAGACCAGAGGACAUUUCUCCAAAAAGUAAGAUCUUUGUCCCCAUGUACACUUGCAAUCUGUAGUCUGGCUUUUAUAUGGCGGGUUUGGAACAGCGGCUUCUUCCUUGCUGAGCAGCCAUUCAGGUUAUGUCUAUAUAUGACUCGUUUUACUGUGGAUCUAGAUACUUGUCUACCUGUUUCCUCCAGCCUCUUCACAAGGUCCUUUGCUGUUUGGGAUUGAUUUGCACUUUUCACACCAAACUACAUUCAUCUCUUGGAUACAGAAUGUGUCUCCGUCCUGAUGGCUGUGUGGUCCCAUGGUGUUUAUACUUGUGUACUAUUGUUUGUACAGAUGAACGUGGUACCUUCAGGUCUUUGGAAGUUGCUCCCAAGGAUGAACUGGACUUGUGGAGGUCCACAAUUUUUUUUCUGAGGUCUUAGCCGAUGUCUUUUGAUUUUCCCAUGAUGUCAAGCAAAGAGGCACUGAGUUUGAAGUUAGGCCUUAAAAUACAUCCACAGGUACACCUCCUAUCAGAAGCUAAUUGUUUAAAGGUUGACAUCAUUUUCUGGAAUUUUUCAAGCUGCUUAAAGGCACAGUUAACAGAAACAAUCGGUCUGUAAACAAUUGUUGGAUAAAUGACUCAUGUAAUGCACAAAGUAGAUGUCCUAAACGACUUGCCAAAACUAUAGUUUGCUAAUAUGAAGUCUGUGGAGUGGUUAAACAAUUAGUUUUAAUAACCUAAGUGUAUGUAAACUUCUGACUUCAACUGUGUGUGUGUGUGUGUGUGAACGUGUGUAUAUUUUCAGAGUAGAGUAUUUCGAGUAUUUGGACUGCAUCAAAAUAUGGCCUUACAACAGUGUUUAAAAGAAAUAAUGAUCAUGGUAAGUGGAAAUAGAAGAUCCCCUUGAUUUCACAUUGACGUUAACAAUGAUUUGGUCUAAUAGUGCCACACGUCUCAGUAUACUAAUGUUCAACAUGAAGUUUGCUGAAGGAGACAUCCACCAACUUAGAAAUGGUUUAGAAAUAAAUGAAUGUGCUACUUUAAACCGUUUCUGUUAUCCGCCAUGGCAUAGCAGUACUCUUUCGUUUUGUUUACUGCUUUUACUUUCAUUUAUGUUUUAGUUUAAUUGUCUUGUUUGUUUGUUUUUGUUAUUGAUUUGUACUUUUUAAAAUCAUUGUGUUAGAUUUAUUAAUUCAUUUAGUUUUGUUCAUUUAAGUUGUUUUGUUUGAUUUACAUUUUUUUGGUCAUUUUAUUCAUUUGUUUUUAUUUUGUUCACUUUUAUUUGUUUAUUUGGGAGUCCAAUGAUACAUAUUGAACUCGCCUUGACCCACAUGCAAAACACCAUAUUUCCUGCGAAAGACACGUUUCUUGCUUGCACAUAAAGGAAAAUGCCUGAAGCAAUAUGAAUUAAUUCUUCUGUUCUCCAUUCAGUCACUGCUUUGUUCAUAACUGUAACUGAUAACAACAUGUAUUAUUGCGUCAGUGUGCAUACUACUACUAUGCCAUUAUUAGUGAAUGUCUGUAAAUAGAUUAUUUGACAUUACACUGCAUAGGCAGCCGUGUUAAUAAGGUUAAAGACUGCAUACAAUGCCUACCCCUCUGAAAAAAAGCUUAUUUUAUCCAUAUGUUUAUAGAGGUAUUAUAAGGGACACCUUGAGUGCUUAAAUGUGACCCAGCCAUAUAAAUUGUAAAGAUUUCUAAGGCCUUAUUUUUAUACUUGGACUAUUCUUAAAAGAUCUAAAUCUCACACAGGAGGUAUUAUAAGACAAUGAUCUCAUUCCUAAGACGAGCAUCCGUUUCCUUUAUAAAGUGUGUGAAUUGUUGUCCCUAUCUGUUCUCAAUGAUAUAGAUGUGUAUUUUCAGGUUUGAUAUUUUCAGUUCAGCUGUUACAGAAAUACAAUUACAGUACAUUCUUACCUGCUUUCUUGCAUUCUUGAGUUGCAUUGGUGUCUCUGUACCGAGGGUUUAUUUAAAAUGCUUAAUACAGAAAAGGUCAACUGGGGUUGCUCUCGUGUGAAUAA